AAGUGAAGAAUCUCUGUCAUCUCUUUCUUUCCUUCACUCCUGACACGCUUCAUCAUGGAGUUGUUACAUGUAAUGCUCGUUGUCGCUGUCGUCGCCAGCACAGUCAAAGUUUCCCAUCAAGGGCCAAAUGAGCAAAGACUGCUAACAGACCUGAUGCAGGAUUACAGCAAACUGGAUAGACCUGUCAAUAAUGACUCUGAGGCACUCACUGUUAACGUAGGCCUGUCCUUCCUGCAGAUCAUGGAUGUGGAUGAGAAGAACCAGGUUUUUACAACCAACAAUUGGCUGCAACUGGGAUGGAAUGACUAUAAACUCCAGUGGGAUCCAAAAAAAUAUCCAGGUGUUCCCAACGUGAGGCUUCCUCCCGAUCUCGUUUGGAAACCAGACAUUCUGCUCUAUAACAGUGCUGAUGAAAGGUUUGAUGCGACAUUCCACACCAACGUUUUGGUCAACAACUCCGGCAGCUGUAUCUUCAUGCCUCCAGGGAUCUUCAAGAGCACUUGCUCCAUCAAUGUGCGCUGGUUCCCUUUCGAUGUGCAGAAAUGUGAGCUAAAGUUUGGCUCGUGGACAUACAAUGGCUUAAAGGUGGACUUGAAGUUUACUGCAGUGGAUACCCAUGGCUACAUUGAAAACUCAGAGUGGGAACUUGUUGAGGUCACAGGUCAGAGAAACGAGGUCAAAUACGCUUGCUGUGAGGAGCCGUAUGUUGACGUCACUUUCACUGUAUGGAUGCGGAGACGGACCCUCUUCUAUGGACUCAAUCUUCUCUUCCCGUGUGUCCUUCUCUCCAUCAUGGCUGUGCUUGUCUUCCUUCUGCCUGCUGAUUCUGGGGAGAAGAUCUCACUGGGCAUCACAGUCCUGCUCUCCCUGACUGUCUUCAUGCUGCUGGUUUCCGAGGUCAUGCCUGCCACAUCAGACUCAGUGCCUUUAAUAGCUCAGUACUUUGCUGCUACCUUGGUUAUUGUUGGUCUCUCAUUAAUUGCUACAGUCGUAGUUUUACAGUAUCAUCAUCGGGACCCCAAUGGAGAGAAGAUGUCGAAAUGGACCCGUGUGAUUCUGCUGAACUGGUGUGCCUGGUUCCUGUGCAUGAAGCCCCCGAAUGAGGGGCAAUCGGACUCUCACAACAAGGCUCAAGAGGAGAGCCUGAGCAGCAUGGAGCGUAAUGCUACCACACCAGCAACCAAAUCUAUGGGUGGAAAGGGAGGUGAGGAGAACGUGGAACCAGAGCUAGCUAAGAUCCUAGAACAGGUGCGCUUUAUUGCCAAACGUUUCUGUGACCAAGAUAAGAACAAGUCAGUAUGCAAUGAAUGGAAAUUUGCUGCAGCUGUUAUCGACAGGGUUUGUCUUGUGGCUUUCACAAUCAUCACUUUCCUCUGUGCCAUUGGGAUCCUCAUGUCUGCGCCCAGCUUUGAUGGGAAACAUUUUUAAGAUUUCUAGUUGAGGAGCAUACGAGAAAAUAAUGGCCCCAAUGAAAACGUGACCUAACCUAACUGUGUGAUCUGUGUGAUUUUUUUUUAUGAAUGUUGGCACAGUGCUAGACUGUGAGAAAUCCUUGGUCCAACCAUUUAUCAGAUGAACAAUUUAUAAAACUCCUGGGGCUGUAAUUCAGAUCAGAAAUCACCAAGCAUUUAACCUUAAAGAACCUGGUGAAAAUGAGUACUUACCAUUUAUAGCAUUUAUGUAAUACAGCUAAGUAGUAUACUAAAGGUUAACAUUUGCAUUUAAUCCAAUUGUAAUGUUUCAGCUGAUACUAUGGAGCAUAGUUGCAGUGAUGUAUCUGCCAAACAGUGGUUGCUUAUGUGAUGCUACAUGUGUAUUCAUGACAAUGUCACAACUGAAGGAUACUCCAUAUAUCAAACAUAAACAUGCUACAGUAUCAUAUGUUUAAAAAAUGUAUUUGUAUGACAUGAAUAUUAUCUAUCAAAUCAGUUUUGUGAUGUAUCAGCAUAGCCAUCUCAAUUUAACCAUGUAACCAUCAUACCAUCAUACUUAUUUUUAAUAAAACAUCAAUGAGU
This is a messenger RNA of Solea solea (common sole), 2015 nucleotides long. RefSeq names its product neuronal acetylcholine receptor subunit alpha-7-like. The coding region runs from base 55 to 1428 and encodes 457 amino acids. The transcript is spliced from 10 exons. Gene Ontology annotation, biological process: monoatomic ion transmembrane transport; regulation of membrane potential; nervous system process. The record is from RefSeq and is a predicted model, not a curated record. Gene Ontology annotation, molecular function: acetylcholine-gated monoatomic cation-selective channel activity; transmembrane signaling receptor activity. Lineage: Eukaryota; Metazoa; Chordata; Actinopteri; Pleuronectiformes; Soleidae. Gene Ontology annotation, cellular component: synapse; neuron projection; postsynaptic membrane.